AUGGGUGUUCCAGCCCUGGAGCGCCCAUGGAGUCGGCACCUGUGGCCAGAAGAGAAAGUUUCUCAGGUCAAAGGAUCUCUGAAUACACUGGAGAGAAUCAUCCAUCAAUUCAACUGCUGCGCUGGCCUAAAAGAUUUCCAUUUCCACUUGAAACAAUUUGUGUGUGAAUCAUCUCACAACAACUCAUCAGAGGGAUCAGGGUGUAAGCUCUGCCCCCCAAACUGGCUGCUGCACAGGGACAAGUGCUACUGGGUGUCAAAAGAAAAAAAUCCCUGGAACAAGAGCCGCGAUGACUGUUCAAGGAGGAGCUCUCGGCUGCCGGUGCUCCGGGACCAGGAUGAGAUGACUUUCAUUCAAAAUACUACCAAAGACACAAACCAGAUCUGGCUUGGACUCACUGUUACAUCCCCCCUGAGGAAAUGGACUUGGGUGGACGGCUCCCUGUUCAAUCUAACGCUGUUCAAGUUAGUGGAUCCUGCUGAAGGGCAAUGCGGGGUGAUAAAAGCAGGAGGGAUUCAGUGUGAAACCUGCACUACAGUCGCUAAAUGGAUUUGUGAAAAAGAUGCUCUCCUCAUUAGCCAGUGA
Messenger RNA from Terrapene triunguis (Three-toed box turtle), 585 nucleotides. RefSeq names its product killer cell lectin-like receptor subfamily F member 1. The record is from RefSeq and is a predicted model, not a curated record. The coding region runs from base 1 to 585 and encodes 194 amino acids. The transcript has 5 exons. Lineage: Eukaryota; Metazoa; Chordata; Testudines; Emydidae.